This is a messenger RNA of Suhomyces tanzawaensis NRRL Y-17324, 1152 nucleotides long. It is a transcript of the gene AGA1, whose product is annotated as Aga1p. The coding region runs from base 1 to 1152 and encodes 383 amino acids. The record is from RefSeq and is a predicted model, not a curated record. NCBI's taxonomy places the organism in Eukaryota, Fungi, Ascomycota, Pichiomycetes, Serinales, Debaryomycetaceae. The transcript has a single exon.
AUGAACACUCAAGUCUUACCUCCAGCCAAUGGAAAGAAACUCUGGAGAGUCAAGAGAUCCGUCUCUGCUGGUCACUUGGAUACUGACUCUCAUUCACAAAGCUCCUUGGAGUGCUUGAACAAUUCCUUGAAGAUCUCUGCUGCUGCUUCAAAGUUCUCUAUCCGCAGACCUCCAUUGAGAAGACCCAAGAACAGACCAGGCAAGCCAAAGGACUUUGUCUUCGUUGACUUGUCGCCUGUCAAGAAUGAAGACUGCGCAACCUUUUGUGACGCUUCUUCCACCAACUCUCCUACUCAAUCUCCUCUCGAGACUCCUCCAUCCUCCACUUCAUUCACAUCUGACAAGUCUAUGUUCGACUUGCCGCAAUUGAACGAAUCAUUUUCCUUAUUGAGCGAUAGUGAUUCUAUUUUUUCCGCAUUUGACAGAUCAGCCUCAAACGAGCAAAACUACAUACAGGACACACACUCAAUUGCCUCUUCCGUCUCUCAGCACGAGGACAUCGGAUUGGGCAUCAUGGGAUUGGACGUCCAAAACUGGGAACAAAACCCAAACUUCAAUGAGAGACCAGCUCAACAACAAGCUCCUCAAAUUGAUAACGCUGCUUUCAACCAACAAUUGUACGGUUACCAACACGCUAUGAUGGAACAGCACAAGCAAAUCCAAAUGUUGAAGCAACAAUUACAAGAACAACAAGCACAAAAGAAGGCUCCAUUGGAGAACUUGCACAAGAGAUCCAAGUCCGCCUCGGUGGAAAACCCAAAGAGAAGAGGCAGCGGCCAAUUCCAAUUCAAGUCAUACACCGGUCCAAAGAAGGGCAAAGCUAUGAAGCUCAGACGUACUGUCUCCGAGCCCUCUAGAAAGAGCACUGCUAUUGUCUCGUCUGUGUCGGCGCCCACUACUCCAGAAGUUGAAGGCAAGCCACAUGGACUCGAAGACUUUACCAUGUUCAACGACCAAUUCAUGACUUACAAGGACAAUGCUGCUACUGCACCUGCACAAACUCAAAGUUACGAGACUUUCACUCCCGUCUCGGAAUUCUCUGACGAUGACUUCUCUUUGCCAAAGAACUACGAUGUCCUCUCCGGAUGUGGCAUUGACCAAUUCUUGUUGCAAAAGCAGGACGACUUAUUUGCUGGAUUCGUUCCACUCUAA